Zerene cesonia (dogface butterfly) is the source of this 1992-nucleotide messenger RNA. RefSeq names its product glutamate--cysteine ligase regulatory subunit (gene Gclm). Gene Ontology annotation, biological process: glutathione biosynthetic process. Lineage: Eukaryota; Metazoa; Arthropoda; Insecta; Lepidoptera; Pieridae. Gene Ontology annotation, molecular function: glutamate-cysteine ligase catalytic subunit binding; enzyme regulator activity. Bases 327 to 1301 code for a protein of 324 amino acids. The transcript is spliced from 6 exons. Gene Ontology annotation, cellular component: glutamate-cysteine ligase complex. The record is from RefSeq and is a predicted model, not a curated record.
AAUAAAUGACACAAGAUAGUUUCCUAUAAUUUUUCAAAAUUUUUUAAAUUUAAAAGUCAUGUCUACUUUGUAAAUCAGAUUACAAGUUUGUGUAAAUUAUAAUGUAGAAUAGUCAAGGCCAGAGGCACUAUCUAUUUCGUCAUACUGCGUUAAAAUGAAUCAUGUCUAACAUAAACAGUUGAUAAAUUGUUACUACAGGAGUUAUGAUUUAGGUGAUAUAAAUGAGCAAAUAAAUUAGUAUUUCGGUGUAUUCUGUUUUAAGCGGUUGUAUGGGAACAAUAGUAUCAAGUAUUGAGUUAAAAUCUUUUACGUUUAUUUGUUGAAAAAUGUUAAAAAGUGCUUCGAAAGUGACGAUAAACACUGGUAACGUGUUAAACCUCAUUGAUAUCAAGAAAAAGGCUGGGCAAAAUGUAACUGAAGAGCUGACAGAGAGCAUCAAACUAACUCUAUCAGAAUGGGGUACACAGAACUGCCAGCCCGUGCAGAAUGGCACGGUGGAAUCGAAGGAGCCAUCUCAAAAUUAUAUGGUUCUAUCCACGUCGAAAGCGUCAGAGGCCGUGGUGAACAUCACCCGGCCGCACGAUGACGUGCAGAACAAAAUGGAGGAAGAGGAACGCAAGAAUCUGAAGAUUGGUGUUAAGAUCUUCAUCAAUGAAGAUAGCACGGCCGCUCUGACUGAGUGUUUGGAGAAUGUAUUCACGGCGCUCAGAACGGAGUUCAUUGAAAACGUAAUCCUAUCCUAUAAUCCUGAUAUCCUGCAUAAAGAAGACACGCGCGAUGAUACAAUGAAGAACGCUUUCACCAAAGCAUCCCCUAUUUCCUUGGGCAGCAAUGUUGGACGUAUACCGAGUACGGAAAUGGAGGCGGACAGUGAGGCUGAUGCGAAAAAAUGUGAAGCUAUUCUUCCUGGUAUAAAAGUAUUGUGGGCAGUUUUGGAGGACUAUGUGAAAGAUGGGCGCGUCCAGCAGCUGGGCGUGGCGGACGUGGGCGGCGGCUGCCUGUACAAGCUGCACGCGUGGGCCGCGGUGAAGCCGUCCAUAGCGCAGAUCAACCUCGCGUCGUGCUGCGUGGUGCCGCCCUCGCUGCACGCGUUCUGCAAGGCGAACGACGUGCAGCUGCUGACGCACGCCGAUCCGCCGGAUCUACUGUCAGUAGCUGCUGUGAAAACACUAACAGACGCGGGCAUCGGCUGCAACAAUCUGGAUUGGUGCGCGCGAUACCAAGUGCACAUCAAGUGUCGCGGCGUUCUCGCACUCAAAGGCUAUGUGUGCAAGGCCACCGUCGGCGAGCCGCAGAAAUAGAACCUCCUAAAAGAUUGUGUAAAGUUCCAGAGCGAUAUGGAAAAUUUUCGAACGUUCUGGAAUGUUGUGGAACGUUGUAAAACAUUGUUAUACGUUCUAGAACUUUAUUUGAAAAUGUUCUCGAACGUUCUAGAAUAUUAUGAAACGUAGUAAAGCGUUCUCGCAAUUUCGAGAAUUUUAUGGAACGUUCACAAAAUUCUUCAACGUUCUGGAAGGUUUUAAAUUUUAUGUAACGUUCUAGAAUGAUUUUGAACGUUAAAAAUGUUCACAUGCGUUGUUAAAUGAUCGCGAACAUUCUAGAAUGUUACCGAACGUGUUAAUAGGUCUAAAAUCAUUAAGAAUAUUCUAGUAUUGGCUGUGUGUGUACAACCAUCACAAAAGAUUUAUGUGGCUUAUAUUAUUAUACAAACCAAGUGAAUUGGAAUUCUGUUAAAAAUAUAUGAUCUAGCAAAAUACACUGUGGACCUUAAAAAUAUUCUGGCAAAUUGUUUUGCAAUUGAAAUUUGUUUUUUACCUAAAUGUAGAAGAUUUGACUGCAAACUGUAUAUAACAUAGAAGAUUCGUUUAAAAGAUAUGACAUGCUGUAAUCUAAGCUAGUUCUACCCAAAACAUAGAAGAAUAUUCCAAGAUACAAAGUAAUGUUCCAGAACAAAAUAUAAUGUUCUAAAAGCAAGACUUCAAAAAUAAGCCG